AUGGCGCCAGCUCAACUUGCCUUCCGCUUUACCUUCCUUGAUGUGACGGAUGGCCAGAUGGAGUCAGAUCGUGCUCGCGGUCGGAGCCUUCCCCCGAUGCGGUCGGCAACCCCCGAGGUUCUCGUGCAGGACGUGUGGGCGCAGCGUCAUCUUCGCACGCUGCGGCAAGGGCAACCUGCGAUGGUGAUCGACCCAACGGCCCCAAGCAGGGGCAGUGUGGGACACCCGUCCUUGUGCAACAGACCAUGCAUCUUUAUUGCAAGGCAGGGGCACUGCCAGAAAGGUCUAGCAUGUGGCUCUUGCCACCAUCAGCACAACGACCCGAAACUCGACAAGAAGCAGCGCCAUCUGAUGAGCACGAUGCCAAGAGCAGAGCUACUCGGUCUUCUCGCAGAUCUACUUCGGGAGCGUGCCGAACAGGACGGAAUCCGUGAUGUGAGCUUCGUGGUGGCAGUGCUUUCCGUCCAAGCAGGACUUCUUCCAGGUCGUUUGCAGACGAAGUCUCGCAAGCUUCAAAACCUGCGUCAGGUACUUCAGCGCAAGAACUUCUGCGGCAUCCUAGCGAUGGCUGCGGACAAAUGUCAGGGCCGCAGCAAGGCCGUGAUGCUGCAGGAGUUGAGAGCUAUCCGACAAAGCGCCAAUCAAUAA
Messenger RNA from Symbiodinium sp. CCMP2456, 648 nucleotides. NCBI's taxonomy places the organism in Eukaryota, Dinophyceae, Suessiales, Symbiodiniaceae. The record is from the annotation of a GenBank genome assembly.